Molecule: messenger RNA, 1653 nt
Organism: Penicillium subrubescens
Lineage: Eukaryota; Fungi; Ascomycota; Eurotiomycetes; Eurotiales; Aspergillaceae
Gene: trm6
Product: tRNA 1-methyladenosine methyltransferase subunit GCD10
Exons: 2
Coding region: 1-1653 (550 amino acids)
Biological process (GO): tRNA methylation
Cellular component (GO): tRNA (m1A) methyltransferase complex; nucleus
Source: RefSeq, a predicted model, not a curated record
AUGCAUUCCUCCAUUCGUCCGAAUCAGUUUGCGGUCAUCCAGCUGCCGUCUGAUCAGACGCGCAUUGUCAAGCUGGUCCCGAAUACUAUAGUACAAUUAGGCCGUUAUGGCAGCUUCGCCGCGAACCAGGUUAUUGGCCGUCCCUUCUUCUUGACAUUCGAGAUCCUCGACGCACCUCAGAGUGAUGGCUACCAGCUACGCGUGGUCCCCGCCGAAGAGCUACAUGCCGAACACCUCAUUGAGGAAGCUGAAGCAGAUGGCGAAGGCGAGGAGGGAGACUCGGGGGCAGGCACACCCAUGCGCACAAAUCGUACCAUUGUCGACGAUGCCUCGACCCAAAAAUUGACGACCCAGGAAAUUGAGGAGUUGAAGAAGGAGGCCAGUGGAGCGGGCAAGGAUAUUGUCGCAAAGAUUCUCGAGUCUCACGCCAACCUGGAUAAGAAGACCGCUUUCUCACUCGCCAAAUAUACAUUGCGUAAGCGCAAGAAGUACAUUCGCAGGUUCACGGUUCUGCCGUUGGACGUCAGCUUUCUCGCCAACUACUUCCUCGACCAACGCGAUGCACAGCGAACGAUGGAAUUGCGCGAUGAGCAUGUGGGCCUGCUCGGCUGUUUGGGUAAUGUGCAUCAUGGUGGUGAAUCAACUUUGGAUGCGAUUCCUACGAUCAAGCCGAAUGGUCGGUACUUCGUGGUCGACGAAACAGGUGGCCUUGUCGUCGCUGCAAUGGCCGAGCGGAUGGGAAUUCUGUACCCUGAAAACGAGGACGAGGAACUAGAGUCGACCGAUGGUGCGCAAGAAGAGAACACAGAGAAAAAGUCUACAACCUCAACGCCCCGGCGUAAACGCCCUCGCCCCAUGUCUGCGUCUGGAAACACAAUCACCGUCAUUCACGCCUACUCGCAACCAAACUUGUCGUUGCUGAAAUACUUUGGCUACGAUAUCAACACUCCCGAUGAAUCGCAUCCUCUUCACACCCAUCUUAAGACUAUGUCAUGGUUGCAGCUUGUGGAUCCCUCAGCCGAUCCCAUCCUUUCCAAUGAACCUCCUGCAUUAUCCGCGGAAGAGCUGGCUGAGUUGAAGGCCAGCAAACGCACGGCUUACUACUUCAAGCGUAACCGCUGGGAGAAGUUCCGUGCUGUCACAGAUGAAGCUCGUGCGGGUGGCUUUGACGGUCUAAUCGCUGCUACUCUGCUGGAGCCCGCAGGCAUCCUGAAGCACGCUGUCCCGCUCCUCUCUGGAUCUGCCGCAGUUGCAAUUUACUCUCCCACGAUUGAACCUCUCACCGAGCUCAUGGAUCUAUAUUCAACUGCCCGCCGGACGGCAUUCAUCAAUCGCAAACGGGACCUCGAGGUGCAGAAAGCCCCCGGGGAGACCGUGAACUUGGCCCCGCUCUUCGAGGAGUUCCCUCUCGAUCCCACCCGACUCUUGCCCCCAACCCUACACACCACCCGCGUGCGUGUCUGGCAAGUCCUGCCCGGUCGAACGCAUCCCCUCAUGACCGGACGUGGCGGAGCAGAGGGCUACCUCUUCCACGGCGUUCAUGUCAUCCCCGCCGAGGCCAGUAUUCAGGCAGCUGGUACAUUCCGGAAGAAGCGCAAGGUAGAAACCACCUCGACGCCUGUCAGUGAUCGAGAUGUGGAGAUGACAAGUUAA